Iphiclides podalirius (scarce swallowtail) is the source of this 426-nucleotide messenger RNA. The record is from the annotation of a GenBank genome assembly. NCBI's taxonomy places the organism in Eukaryota, Metazoa, Arthropoda, Insecta, Lepidoptera, Papilionidae.
AUGACAGAAACCGUUACAAAUACAAACGAGAGGAAAUCUCUGUUUUCCUCUUUUCUGGAAGUUUUAGAGGCAAGAGAAAAACAGGUACAAGCAGAGAGGCAACUAGAAGAAGAAAAAUAUCAACGAAGAACUCAAAGGAUAUACGACUUUCAUGAGAGACAACGCCGCGAGGCGGUGGAGCUUCGACGUUGCCUGGAGUACGUGUCGCAGCACGCGCACGUGCUGGAGACGGUGCUGAGGGGCGGCGGCGGCGGCGAGGGCGCUCCGCUCGGCGCUGCACUGCUGCGGCAGGCGGCAGCGCUGCAGCGCUGCAUGGCGCAGUGCGUCGCCAACGCGGCGAGGAUCCGACAGCUGCUCACCGCCGCCCACCGCCCGCAGAUGGACACCAUGCUCGCCAAAAUGACGUCAGGGGAAGCUAUCUUGAAA